AUGCCCCCUGACAGUUCGACUGUCGUUGCCAACUAUGUCUACCGUGUGCUCCACAGCGAGGUAAAUCAGUUACGGGGACUUACGCCUGAAUAAGCUUUUAGUGAGAACCAACUGGCCCAGCAUUUGCCGCACCCGCUCCUACUCACUCACCCGGGCCCAGUAUCAAGAUGACCUUAUUUUAAGAAGUAGAAUUAUACUCGACUGUGUUUGGUAAAGCUAAUUAAACGACACUGUACAUUUUAUCAGCUCUCAGUAAGUUUAACAAGUCGACUCAAGUUUGCAAGGCAUUAUCCCUGAGGUGGUAGUGGAGAGGAAGAAGAAGAAAAAGGAAAAGGAGAGGAAGAGGAGGAAUAGGAAGGAGAAGAAGAAGAAGAAGAAGAAGAAGAAGAAGAAGAAGAAGAAGGGGAGGAGGAGGAGGAGGAGGAGGAGGAAGAAGAAGAGGAAGAGGAAGAGGAGGAGGAGGAGGAGGAGGAGGGGGAGGAGGAGGAGGCGGAGGAUGAGGAGGAGGAGGAGGAGGAGGAGGAGGAGGAGGAGCAACAGCAACAGCAACAGCAGCAGUGGCAGCAGCAGGAAUAG
Spirometra erinaceieuropaei is the source of this 576-nucleotide messenger RNA. NCBI's taxonomy places the organism in Eukaryota, Metazoa, Platyhelminthes, Cestoda, Diphyllobothriidea, Diphyllobothriidae. The record is from the annotation of a GenBank genome assembly.